CUACACUGUUGUUUGUUUUGUUUCCGCGUAGGAUCAAUCUGAUAUUGUCCUUAGAAUUUAAGACGUUCAUAGAGAUUACAGCGAAAUUCUGUGCCUUAGAAGUCUGUGAAAUUAUUCAGUGCUUUUAGAUUUCACCCAUAAACAUGGAAUCAGAAUAUGUAAUAGAAGGCAAUGCAAGGAUCAUCGCAAAAAAUAUGCCAAAUUCUAGUGCGUCAAAAUGUAUUUGUUAUAGACCGCAUUCCAACAUUAUAUGCAAUGGCUGUGGAUUUUGGACAAAAGGCAGAGUAAGAUAUUGUUGUCCUGAACAUCCAAAGAUUGUUUUUCUAUAUGAUUAUGCUCAAUGUCCACGCUGUAAAAGUUACGAUUUCAUGCUCACAGAGAUCUAAACAAACAUUCCAUUUCUAUCAGGCUAAUUAGAGUUAUAGGUUUGUUAAAGAUAAAUAUAUAUAGAUAAGUUUCAAUAGUUACCAAAAACUAUUCACUUUAAGUAAGUUUACAAAGUUUAAUAAUAUAGUAGUUAAUAUAGCACAUAGGUAUAGUACUCAGUUAAUAUAGAUAAUAUAACAUCU
Messenger RNA from Camponotus floridanus (Florida carpenter ant), 569 nucleotides. RefSeq lists its product as uncharacterized. Lineage: Eukaryota; Metazoa; Arthropoda; Insecta; Hymenoptera; Formicidae. The coding region runs from base 144 to 386 and encodes 80 amino acids. The record is from RefSeq and is a predicted model, not a curated record. The transcript is spliced from 3 exons.